ACACACACACACACGUAAGAGUACUUACCCACCAGCCGGGUCUUGUAACGUGGGUUCCACUUCGAAUUCGGACCGAGCCAACGCGAAAACAUGAUGACCCCAAAUGAGACCGAGAAGGUUCGAAGAAGUAGACGGGCUUGAGCUCCAUUGAAACCAGGCGUUUUGCAGUGCACGUGUCCUUCAGCAGCGAUGGCCAGCGUGCGACCCGAAGCGGAGAGGCGGCGCGGCGGCGAAGCCGAGGGCCCCGACGGUGGCUGGGGCUGGGUGCUGGUCGCGGCCCUUUUCGUCAGCACCAGCCUGGUGUUCGGCCUCAUGCGCGGCUUGGGCGUCUUUUUCGUGGAGUUCGUGCAGUACUUUGAGGAGAGCGCUCAAGCCAUCUCGUGGAUCUCCUCCACCGGCCUGGCGGCGCAGCAGUUCUUCAGCCCGCUGGGCGCCGCGUUGUCCAAUGCGUACGACACGCGCCUGGUGGUGAUGGCGGGAGGUUGCCUGGCGGGGUUCGGCUUCAUCCUGGCCUCGCAGGCAACGUGUCUGCUUCACCUCUACCUCACCAUGGGCCUCAUUUCAGGCUUGGGCUGGGGCCUGGUCUUCACGCCCAUGGUGGCCACGGUCAUGGCGAGCUUCACCCGCCGGCGCACUUUCGCCCUGGGGCUGGCGUUCUCCAGCAUCGGCCUGGCUUCGUUCACGUUCAACCCGCUCUUUCAGUUCCUGGUGGAGACGUACGCUUGGCGCGGGGCCCUGCUCAUCCUGGGCGGGCUCAGCCUCAACAUCGUGCCGUGCGGGGCGCUCAUUCGGUCACGGCGACGGCCUCAGGGCCCAGCGAAGGCGGACGCAGAGGGCAGGUCGCCGUGCGGCGGCGUGCUGCGGCGGGUGGCCUCCUACUUGGAGCUGUCGCUGCUGUGCGAGAGGCCUUACCUCACCUACACCUUGGCCAUCACGUUCCUCAACGUCGGCUACUUCGUCCCCUACGUCCACCUGGUGGCGCACAGCCGACACGCCGGCUUCUCCGAGUACCAGGCCGCCUUCGUCGUGUCCGCCGCCGGCGUCACCGACAUCUUGGGCCGCGUGGCCUCGGGCUGGUUCUCGGACCUUGGCCGCUUUCGGCUCAUCCACCUGCUGAGCGUUUGGACGGCGCUGGCCGGGUUGUUCAUCGCGCUGCUGCCCGUGAGCACCCUGUGGGGCUCCUACGCCGGCCUGGUGGCCGUCAGCCUCCUGUACGGCUUCUGCGCGGGGGCGCUGACCUCGCUGGCCUUCACGGUGGUGCCGACCGUGGCCGGCGCAGAGCGCGUGAUGGGCGCGCUCGGGCUGGUGCAGCUUAUCGAGAGCUCUGCGGGACUGCUGGGAACGCCUCUGUCAGGGUUGCUCCGCGACGUCACGGGCGAUUACAUGGCCUCCUUCGUGGUGUCGGGCUCCUUCCUCAUCCUCAGCACGCUAACCAUGGCCACGCUGCCGCAUUAUUUCUCCCGCACGGAUCCGCCGUUACCGCCGAACGCGGAGGCCCGACGCCUCAGCUCGGAGACGGAGCGGAUGAACGCCACUCACUGAGGAGCCUGUGAGUGUGUAUUAAGCUUAUAGUGCGUUUCAGGUUGAUCGCGAAAGCUGAAUAUCGCUUUUUUUUUUUU
Messenger RNA from Phycodurus eques (leafy seadragon), 1619 nucleotides. It is a transcript of the gene slc16a13, whose product is annotated as solute carrier family 16 member 13. Gene Ontology annotation, biological process: transmembrane transport; monocarboxylic acid transport. The record is from RefSeq and is a predicted model, not a curated record. NCBI's taxonomy places the organism in Eukaryota, Metazoa, Chordata, Actinopteri, Syngnathiformes, Syngnathidae. The coding region runs from base 190 to 1542 and encodes 450 amino acids. The transcript is spliced from 7 exons. Gene Ontology annotation, molecular function: monocarboxylic acid transmembrane transporter activity.